Arachis ipaensis is the source of this 924-nucleotide messenger RNA. NCBI's taxonomy places the organism in Eukaryota, Viridiplantae, Streptophyta, Magnoliopsida, Fabales, Fabaceae. The record is from RefSeq and is a predicted model, not a curated record.
AUGGUCCUCUCAAGCAACUGUAAUCUUGUCUCAGCUGAUGAAUCUCCUACCGCUGAAAGUCCUGAGCAGCUCUCAUCUCAUCAAGGGUGGUACAAAGACGCUCCCAACGGCUAUUCUAUAUGGCUCUCAUCUCCUCUACAAAUGCAGUGUACUACUACCAGCGGUGUCGUUAGUGAUCCUCAUAUGCUCAAUGGAGGAGGUGAGCUGCUGCCAGCGCGCAGAGUUCAAAAGGAGAGAGAGAGGCCGAACGCGAGGCGGGAGGGAACCCUCAUCGUCGCCGUUCGUGGAGUCUGUGCCAGCACUGUCGUCGCUGUAGCGGAGGAGCGUCCCUGUCUCUGCGAGCUGCCGCCAUCGAAGCUUCUACUUCUGCUUUGCUGCUUCUGCUGUCACGCCGUCGUCCCUCUAGAUAUCGCUGCUUCUGAAUCCCCUGUCACUAGUUCUCUGCUUCUGAAUCCCCUAUCACUGGUUCUCUGCCUCCUCAUUGUUGCUCAACCUCUAUUUAGGCCAGCGUGGAAGGAAGCUUGUGCUACUCUUCAAAAGCUCUUUUCAGGUUCUUUCAACCAAAGCACUCUAGCAUCUCAAGCAAAGAACAUGAACUUUUAUAGCAUGAAGUAUAUAUUGUUUUUAAAUUCGCCAGACAAGAUAAAGAUCAGAUUUAAGAUUCUUUCUAAUUCUUUAUGUGGAGCAGUUACCAUUAAAGCCAAGAGAGUCCACUCAAGCUGGGUUACCACACCAACUUUGUUGAAGAAAAAUGAAAAAAUUGUCACCCUUAGGCUAUAGUAUUUUUGUAUUUUGAAAAAUGAUGAUGAUAUAAGUAAAAGUAGUUAUGACCUAGACUAGUAUUAUGUUAUUUUGCAAUGAUGAUAUAUUGUGAUUGUGGAUCUUAUAACAAUUUUUAUAAGUCAAAUUUGUUGGUAAAUGUUC